Molecule: messenger RNA, 4835 nt
Organism: Pseudomyrmex gracilis
Lineage: Eukaryota; Metazoa; Arthropoda; Insecta; Hymenoptera; Formicidae
Gene: sws
Product: neuropathy target esterase sws
Exons: 15
Coding region: 194-4225 (1343 amino acids)
Biological process (GO): phosphatidylcholine metabolic process
Cellular component (GO): endoplasmic reticulum
Molecular function (GO): phosphatidylcholine lysophospholipase A1 activity
Source: RefSeq, a predicted model, not a curated record
UAUCGAUUUUCGUUGUCACAAAAUGGCGCUGGGUGACUCGAGCGAAGUAUCAAAGGUCGUUACUUGCGUUAGAUAAAUGAUCUUUUUUGUAUUCUUAAUCAACAUUUCCAUGUUUACGCGCUUGAUGACGUCGUAUGCAACUGUGAUCUGAUCGCUGUACAUUCCGCCUCGGAUUCUUAACAAAGAGACAUGAAUGCCCACUAUGGAGGUGGUAGAAUUAUUUAAUAAGGUCAAUGAAAGCUUGGGAUCAUAUAUAUUCUCAAGAUGGAUUGGAAGAUUUAUAGAGGAAUAUCAGACAUCACGGACAAUUUUUAUAAUUGCUACAUCUCUACUACUUGCUCUACUAGUAGUUUCAAUCAUUGUGCUACGAAAAUGGAAGAACAAAGAAUUUUUACCAGAAGUAAAGGAAUUUGUUGGAGUGGGCACUGGAAAGCCAAGGUUCAGAAAGAGAGACAAAGUACUCUUUUAUGGAAGAAAGAUGUUGCGCAAAGUAAAAUCCAUUGGUGGCCAAGUUCAUGCCACUGGACAAGGAAAAAAGAGGAGAGCGGUCAUGAGAUUCGCUCGCCGUCUAUUGCAACUUAAAAAAGAAACUGCGCCGCAACAAUUAAAGGUAUUGGAACCACCUGCUGAAUAUCUGGAAGAAGAUUUAGGACCUGGCGAGAGAGUGCCACCAGAUGCUUUAUAUAUGCUGCAAAGCAUUAGAGUAUUUGGCCAUUUCGAAAAACCUGUAUUCCUAAAAUUAUGCAAAUACACGGAAAUCAUGAAUUUACCUGCUGGUAGUACGUUGUUCAAAAUCGGGGACCCUGAUGAGAAUUUGUUUAUAGUGCAACAAGGUUUAGUCAAUGUAUAUAUCACUGGACCCGAUGGCUCUCAGAUAUCGUUAAAGAUAGUAAAAACAGGCGAAUCGGUUACCAGUCUUCUUAGCUUUACUGAUGUACUUACCGGGCAUACGAGUACAUACAAGACUGUAUCAGCAAGAGCUGUAGAAGAUUCUAUUGUAGUGAAGUUACCGAUGAGCGCGUUUCAAGAAGUGUUUCAAGAUUAUCCUGACGCUUUUGUUCGAGUUAUCCAGGUCAUUAUGGUACGCUUGCAGAGAGUUACAUUUACAGCUUUGCAUCAAUAUCUCGGUCUUUCCGCGGAAUUAGUCAAUCAGGGAUCACACAAGAAGAAGCAGAGUCCGUUUUCCGGCUCGCCAGUAAGAUCGAGAACUAGAGACAAUUUUACUUUGCAAAAUCCUGAGAACAUGCCUGGCGCAGAAACGCACGAUUCAAACGACGUUUCGCAUCGCGACACACCUAAUUCAGGCAGUUCUCAACCUGUGCCUAUAGACAAGUCGACAAGUCGACGAGGAAAGGGCAAUGUCGAGUGGAAGAAUCAGAGCUUACCAUCAAAUCAGAAUUCGGCGGAUAUGGUGCCGGAAUGUGAUUCUCACUGGCCAACUUCAUCUCCCACAACAGCAUCUCAGUCUGCGCACGGAUCACAUCAAGAAGUCUCUCAUUCGGGAAGUACUUAUUCUAGCAAAAAGCGUCAAACCAUCGAAAUAGCACAGCAACAGCAAAUGGAUGAGGCGCAACUUAUACAGAUAGCUACUGAUGCGUUUGUUCGUGAACUCGGCAUAGAGGAUGAGACGGUGCUCAAAGACAAAGUCCAAAUUAGAGAAGUGCCAGCUGGUACUUAUCUGAUGAAGGAAGAAUCUCACAAGGACGUCGCACUUGUAUACGUGCUUUCGGGCUCGCUGAUAGUAAGCCAAAAAGUAUCGGAAAGCCGGGACGCAGGUCAAGAAGUGCAUAUGUUUAGCGCUCAUCAAGGUGAAAUUGUUGGUGGUUUAGCGGUGUUAACCGGCGAGCCAUCUUUUUAUACAAUCCGAGCAAAACAUCCAAGUCGCAUAGCGUUACUCAGUAAAUCGACGUUCUUUGCUAUCAUGCGAGAUCAACCUACGGUUGUUUUGCAUGUGGCACAUACUGUCGUUCGCAGACUGAGUCCAUUUGUGAGACAGGUGGAUUUUGCUCUUGACUGGUUGUUCCUUGAAAGCGGAAGAGCUGUUUACAGACAAGGAGAUGAGUCAGACUCGACGUUUAUCGUGUUAAGCGGACGAUUACGAUCGGUGAUUACUUACAAAAACGGUAAGAAGGAGCCGGUUGCAGAAUACGGAAAAGGUGACUUGGUAGGAAUUGUAGAAAUGGUAACACAGACUCCGAGAUCGACAACGGUUAUGGCAGUUCGGGAUUCUGAACUGGCAAAAUUGCCGGAAGGUUUAUUCAAUGUGAUCAAACUCAGGUAUCCGAUUGUUGUUACAAGACUGAUAAACCUUCUCGGUCAUCGCAUACUUGGCACCUGGCAGCAGCCGCAUACGAAAAACGGCAGCAAUGACACUCAACGAGCCGCAGCAACAGUUGAUGCCAGACCCGCACAAGUGAAUUUCUCAACUGUUGCUAUAGUGCCCGUGUCGGAUGACGUACCACUGACUGCCUUUACUUACGAAUUAUAUCAUUCUUUAUGCGCUAUCGGUUCUUGUCUACGUUUAACUUCGGAAGUUGUAAGAAAAACUUUAGGAACAACCAUUAUGGAGCCUGCGAAUGAAUACCGGCUGACUUCUUGGCUGGCACAACAGGAAGAUCAGCAUAGAAUUUCUUUGUAUCAGUGUGAUUCGAGUUACACGUUAUGGACUCAGCGAUGCGUGAGGCAGGCUGAUUGUAUUCUCAUCGUAGGCCUGGGCGACCGACCGCCGUCGAUUGGUCGAACGGAACGCGAAAUAGAACGUCUAGUAAUGCGAACACAGAAAGAACUCGUGUUGCUGCACAAGGAACAGAAUGGCCAGCGACCUACAAAUACCGUUCAGUGGCUGAAUAUGAGAUCAUGGGUGUCUAGCCAUCAUCACAUUCAAUGUCCGAAACGAAUGUUCACAAGAAGAUCGCAAUAUAGAAUUAACGAGUUGUACUCCAAAGUGCUCAUGUCCGAGCCAAACGUACACAGCGAUUUUAGUAGACUUGCACGAUGGUUAACCGGAACUUCGGUCGGCCUCGUAUUGGGCGGUGGCGGUGCGAGAGGCGCUGCUCACGUCGGCAUGCUUAAGGCCAUCAUUGAGGCAGGUAUACCUAUAGAUAUGGUUGGAGGCGUCAGCAUUGGCGCCUUUAUGGGCGCGUUGUGGUGUAUGGAGAAGAACAUCACCACUACUACACAGAAGGCUAGGGAAUGGUCCAAGAAAAUGACGCAAUGGUGGCGACAGAUUUUGGAUUUGACUUAUCCGAUGACUUCAAUGUUCUCUGGCAAAGAUUUUAAUAAAACGAUACAACAAACUUUCGGCGAUACGUACAUAGAAGACCUGUGGCUCCCAUAUUUCACUAUAACCACAGACAUCACGGACUCUUGCAUGCGCACGCAUAGACACGGUUUACUAUGGAGAUACGUACGAAGCAGUAUGACUAUUGCGGGUGUCUUUCCACCGAUUUGCGAUCCCAUUGAUGGGCAUCUUUUGGUCGACGGGUGUUAUGUUAAUAAUGUACCAGCUGACGAAAUGUUGCGGCAAGGAGCACAUCACAUUUUGGCCAUCGACGUUGGAUCACAGGACGAUACUGAUUUAACAAAUUACGGAGACUCGCUAUCUGGUUGGUGGUUACUAUGGAAACGAUGGAAUCCAUUUGCUACACCUGUAAAAGUGCCAAAUUUGCCGGAUAUUCAAUCCAGAUUGGCCUACGUGAGCUGCGUGCGUCAGUUGGAGGAGGUGAAGAAUUCGGAUUACUGCGAAUACAUCAGGCCACCUAUUGAUAAAUACAAGACUCUACAAUUUGCCAAUUUUGACGAGAUCAAAGACGUAGGAUAUCAACAUGGAAAAACGUAUUUCGAAGAUCAGUCAAAAGCAGGAGUUCUGCCUCGAUUCAACGCGGAUCGAGAGAAUGCCAGAGCUAUGCGAGCAAAGCAUCAAGCCGCUAAUCAACAGUCACCCUCUUCGUACACUUUCACCGAUCUCGCGCAGAUGGUGUGUAAAGUUUCGCGCGGUAACAAAUACAUUGAUCUCGACUUAGAUUCGGACUCGGACGAGCUGGAAGAGUACGAAGCGGAUCUAGAAGAAGAUGCACAGGAAGUAGGAUACGCGUCCGAACCUACUGCCGGUAUUUUAGAUCAGAGUCCUGAAGAGAAUCGUUUGAGACGAAGAACUGGCGUUUCACUUAGUCUCUCUGACACCGAAGCGGAAUCCGAGUUAGAAUACCAUCCAAAGAUGUUUUAAGUACUUGGUUAGGUAUCAUCAUGUAUCACUUGCGUUAUAUUGUACGCAAAUUAUAUUAUACGCUACGUAACUCGCCCAAUUUCAGCACAAAUUCAUAUUUUCUCGCAAAUAUAUAACUUUACAAUCGGGUACAACCGUAUUGCGAGCAAUCGAUUUUUAUCCAAGUACAAACAUAAUAAAAAAACAAAGAUAAUUACAAACAUGUAAUCAUCGCGUGCGAAGCGUCGCUCUGAAAAACUACGUCACAAUAUGAUGCGUACAUUGUUCUUGUAUCAUUGUUAUCAUUAUUAAAUGUAUUAUAUAUAUAAAAUAUAGUUUUACGAUUUCUAAAAAAAACCAACUCUUAUUUUAAUCUCUUCUCACACUCCCCAUCUCUCAUAUUAAUUAUUUUGUAUUGCUCACAGUAAAGUUACUUCCGACUUAUAUAGAUUUAACAAAUAGAGUUAUAUAUAUUUCUUACUUUUACCUUAGUUUACCUUAGUUUUUUUUAAUUAUUUAUUUUUCCAGAUAAUAUUCUAAAAGCUUGUUUUUUUCAGACAAUAUAUUAGGGAAAGAGAAGAACAAGACUUAAGAGAUUCAUAUUUUUCUAAAUUACAAUUUAUAUAAUAAA